UAGAGAGUUAAACAAAUGGCACGUCAGCUCCGCUUGCAUUUUGCGUCAAGACGAAGCAACACGGACCCCCUCUCUGAAGGCCUCAGCUGCCAUGGUGAGGAAAGCAGAGUCAGUGUGUCAGCGCACGGCCCCGCAGAGAAUCUGGCGCACAGCUCAGUCCACUUGAAGGUGACUCCUCUGUCACCAGAGUUUGCCAGCAGUCAAAGCUCUUCAGUCUUCAUAUCCAGGGUUAAUUCCGGAGGCUGCAACAAGAAGAGCGUUCUGCAAAUCUCGCUGCAGCCGUGCGGAAAACCAAGCGGCGAGUUGGAAGGGAGCGUGGAGGAUGGAGAGGCCGGCGUUGGUGUCGGUUCUGACGGAGGAUCGUGCAACAGCAGCAUGGCCAGCGACGCCGGGUACUGCAGCAGCAACAGCAUCUUUGAGCCAGAGCUUCCAGAAAAGCACAGGAGCAGCCAGGAGAGGCCCCAGGUCUGCCGCAGGUCCAAGGUCCCAUUGCGGCGGUGCUCUUCCCUAGUCAUUAUUCCAAGGAGCCCUUGCAGCACCCCGCCUGCGUCUCCCGUAGGCUCUGCGGCUCUGUUUGCUCUGCCCCCGUUACGGGGAUCUCAUCAGCCGGUUCUCCAGGCACCUGCCAGUGAAUUCCUCCAAGCAGACGAAGAAGUGAUGAGUAAAGAGCCUAACGGCCCUUCUCUAAGUGGCCACAAUCAGCCAAAAGGAAACUACUCUUCCGAGUUUAGGGACUCAAAACACACGGUGCACUUUAACAUCCCGCUAGAGGAUGAACCAAAAUGCAAACUGGAGGACAAGACUGCAGUUAUGGAGCAGUCAUCUAAUCUUCACUCUAGCAGCGUGAUGCUACGCUUUGCCCACCAAAGACCAAUGGCAUCGGCAAAACGAGCCGCAUCUGUGGCUUCGGGCAGUUCACAACUCCCCGAUGCUCAUUACCCGGCUGGACUCUCUGAAAGACAAGGCGAAGCCCACAAAAAACUUUAUCGGAGUACCUCUGCUUGCUUGUUUUCCUCAUCUAAGCAACCUGAGAAAAACAGUAGGGUCUGUUCAUCAGGGAAGGGUCAAGGGAAACACUGUCAUCGUGCCAUUCAGAGGAGCUUUUCCCUUGAGGUGCCUUACGCCAACACCGGGAUUUCAUGUCACGUUUCAAACCCAAAGCUCAGCAGCCCUCUUUCUCCACAUGUACACAUUCAUUUGUCUCCUUGCUGCCCUGCAAAGGUCCCCGCUUACCCCGACAACUUCAAAAAGAGCCACAAAGGAAACAGGGAGACACGUGAUGACUUUCUUGGACAGGUGGACGUUCCUUUAAAUCAGAUACCGACAGAAAAUCCUAACGCACAAAGACCAUACACAUUCAAGGAUUUUCUGCUCCACCCACGAAGCCAUAAGUCCAGGGUCAAAGGUCAUCUGCGUCUCAAAAUGACCUACCUGCCGAAGAACUUGGGCUCAGAAGAGGAGACGGCAGAUCAGACAGAGGACUCAGAUCCGGGCUGGGAGCUUCUGGAUCAGGACAUGUCGGGCCCCAGGCAGAGUCAGCUGCUGCCUCCUCUUCCUCCGGGCUGGGAGGAGCGGCAGGACAACCUCGGCAGGAACUACUUCGUCAACCACGUGACCAGAACCACGCAGUGGCACCGGCCCACCAUGCAGCAGGUCAUUGAGGAGAGUCACCGGCCGCAGAACAAUAACACAGAUGUGGAACCUGCCUUCAUUACACGCAGACAGAUCUCAGAGCACGAUGAGAACGCCACGCCGCAGGAAUCUCCAGAGAGCUGGGAGAUCAUCACAGAGGACGAAUCCACUUUGCACCCCAGAAACCAUCAGCUCACAUCAACUUCAUCCAGCGAGCCGCCGGCGUUCUCCGCGUUCAGCGACGAGAACAGGAACCUUUGUGUUUCACGAUCCACAACUAGAGAGCUGCGCAGUUCACAGAAUAAUCACAUGAGUAAUUCAAACCAUUCCAGCCUCAGAGAAAGUUCUCAGACUUCUGCAAGAGAGGAACAACCUAUCAGUCCCGUGUUACUUCCCUCGUCACCUCAGUUGCCUCCAGGCUGGGAGGAGAAGCGUGACAAUAAAGGAAGACGCUACUAUGUCAACCACAACACCCGAACCACCACAUGGGUGCGUCCAGUCAUUCAGAAACCUGCAGACUCACCAGCAGCACCGGCGGCACCGGCGGCGGCACCACAGAGUGAAUCUGCGCCGCCUCAGAACUCCAGCCCGCCGCCCCAGGCGGCUGCGGUCAGCCCUGCAGACGCCGCUCAGCCCGGACCGAGCGCAGAGGCCUCCGCUGAUUUCGGCUCCUUACCGCAGGGCUGGGAGGUGCGCAGCGCUCCAAACGGAAGACCUUUUUUUAUCAAUCACAACACAAAGACGACCACCUGGGAAGAUCCCAGGCUUAGGAUUCCUGUGCAGAAGAGGAGGACCGGCUCACUCGACCCCAAAGACCUCGGCCCGCUGCCACCUGGAUGGGAGGAGCGGAUCCACGGAGAUGGCAGGAUAUUCUACAUUGAUCACAACACCAAAGUCACACAGUGGGAAGAUCCCAGAUUGCAGAACUCGGCUAUAACUGGUCCAGCCGUGCCUUACUCUCGAGAUUACAAGCAGAAGUACGAGUAUUUCAGAAAGAAGCUGAUCAAACCGGCCGACAUCCCGAACCGCUUUGAGCUGAAGCUGAAACGAAACUCGGUGCUGGAGGAUUCCUACAGACGCAUCCUGGCGGUGAAGCGGCCGGAGCUGCUGAAGGCUCGACUGUGGGUGGAGUUCGAGGGAGAAAAGGGCCUGGACUACGGCGGCUUGGCCAGAGAGUGGUUCUUCCUCAUGUCCAAGGAGAUGUUCAACCCGUACUAUGGACUGUUCGAGUAUUCUGCCACAGACAACUACACGCUGCAGAUCAACCCCAACUCCGGUUUGUGUAAUGAAGACCACCUCACCUACUUCAAGUUCAUUGGUCGUGUGGCUGGCAUGGCGGUGUUUCACGGCAAACUUCUUGAUGCAUUCUUCAUCCGGCCGUUCUACAAGAUGAUGCUGCAGAAGCCGAUCACUCUGCAGGACAUGGAGUCUGUCGACAGCGAGUACUUUAACUCCUUAAAGUGGAUUUUGGACAACGACCCGGAGGAUUUGGACCUGAGGUUCACCAUUGAUGAGGAGCUGUUUGGAGAGACUCGCCAGCAUGACCUGAAACCGGAUGGCUCUGAGAUUGUUGUCACUAAUGAAAACAAGAGGGAAUACAUUGACCUGGUGAUGCAGUGGAGAUUUGUGAACAGAAUACAGAAACAGAUGACGGCUUUCAAAGAGGGAUUCUUUGAGCUGAUACCAAAGGAUCUGAUCAGGAUUUUUGAUGGGAAUGAGCUUGAGCUGCUCAUGUGCGGCCUGGGAGACGUGGACGUGAACGACUGGAGGCAGAACACCAAGUACAAGAACGGUUACUGUGGCGACCACAUGGUCAUUCAGUGGUUCUGGAAAACGGUGCUGCUGAUGGACGCAGAAAAGAGAAUCCGGCUCCUGCAGUUUGUGACGGGGACGUCCAGAGUCCCGAUGAACGGGUUCGCAGAACUUUAUGGCUCUAACGGACCGCAGCUGUUUACCAUCGAGCAAUGGGGAACCAGUGAUAAACUUCCCAGAGCCCACACCUGCUUCAACCGUCUGGACCUCCCUCCUUACGAGUCGUUCGAGGAGCUCAGGGAGAAGCUCAACAUCGCCAUCGAGAACGCCCAGGGCUUCGACGGCGUCGACUAACGGACGCCGCGAUUGGACGAGGGGAGCGGACGCCGCUGCAGUCAAAGCGAACCCGACCAGGACCUCGACCUGCCAGCUGAGGGUCAGAUGAAGGAAAACCUCAGAGCCGUCGCUCGGUCCACUGACGGAGGAAAAAAGAGACAGAUCCUGUUUUUAUCUGCAUCUUUCAACGUUUACAAAUCAGAUUCUUUAUCGGGAGCCGCUCAGAGGUGUAUGUAUUUACUGUCACUUGUUCUGCUUAAAUGCUGUGAUGUGUUAAACACAGGUUGAUUUUUUUAAACUUUUUUUGUGAGCCGAUAUGCAUAAAUACUGUGAAUUAAUGAAUUCAUGCCUCCCUGAACAUAUCUGAGAAACUGGUGUGGAAGAGUCCAACUUCAUCCAGCUGCAAAAAGCUGCGAGGUUCUACUGACUUUCAGCAGCUUCACUCCCACCUGAGGAGAGACCAGCUCAUUCUUUUCAUUCAACAAAAGUAACAUUUAUUACCAUUCAGUUUGCUUUACGUCAAUCAGCAGGAAAAUAAUGUUUAUUUUAUUCACUUUUCACAACAGAACAGAAACAUAUCAGUCGCUACCAGCAGUAAAGACGAUCUGUUAGUCAGAGUCACCAUCUGAGCUCAAACAUCUUCAUUUUUUACUUCUUUGUGAAAUAAAAAACAAAAUUUGUCACUGUUUUAAAAUACCUAAAAUACCUAACCGUUUUGAUUUAGUUUGAAAAUAAUUUUGAACAGCUUUUCUUCUUUUUUUUCCUCAUCAGUUUAUUUCCUGUAUUUUAAAAUUUUCAUUCCAGUAUUUCAGGUGUUUAGCUGCAUGGACCUUAAAGCCAUUUACAGCGGACAGCGUUACAUACACGUUUGAGCGACUAGUUAAUCUAAAUGUGUUGGUGAAUAAAUAGAUUGUUGAGGUAGUGAUGAACCUGGACCAGUGAAAAGCUUCAGUAAUUAUUGUUUCUGUGUCAUCCAUGGAGAAGGAGAAGUGGCUACAGCAUACAGUGUUGGAUACUAUGCACUCAUGUACAUAUCGAUGUAAAAUAGCCAAGUGUCUCUUAAAUUUUUAGUUUAUUUCACGUUGCGUUAACGUACCUGCAGACACACCUGUGCCUUUUACAUACCUACUUUCAGCGUCUUUCUCCACUUUGAUUGCACCGGAAGAAUCGAUGUAAAUUCACCUUUUAUCUCUGGGUUUUAAUUUCAACCUUUGCCUAUUGUGGCCUUAACAUGUUAAAUAGUUUUACUUACGUUUUUUUUUUGUUUUUUGUCCUGUGACAUCAUCGUUUUUAUCUCAUCAGGGAGCGUCUGAUUGCAGCUCCGUUUUUGAGAGCGCAUCUUCAACGUUUUUUUGUGUACAGAUUGUUCUUCUCAAAGUGAGAACUAAUUUGUGAUACCUUUGUAUGAAAUGGCUGUACUUGAGCAGUAGUUUUGACAUUUUCGGACAGGUGAAAUGUGUUUACUCCAGCUGCCAUGUUUACAGAUCGGUGAGGGUGGGAGACGACGCGGCCCGCUUCCUGUCUGACGUUUUUCUUACUCCUGCUUUUAUAAAGUGAAGCACUUUGUUGACGAGUCUUACUUCUGAACCUUUGCCAAACUGCAGACUGUCUGAAUCACUCGUGAUCUUUUGCUUCAUGUGUUUAAAUGUUUACACGUGAACCUUGCUUAAAACAAGCACUUUCUCUUCUUUCACAUUCAUUUUAAAGAGAAAUACCAAGGCCUUCAUUUGUGACACGUUAUGUAGACUUUAGAGGUGUUACCAUAUCUCUGUGUAUGCUAGAGACGACAUUACAGCAGAAAAAGGGCAGAAUUAUCUUGUUUUUCAUUAAUUAUAACUACCUAUAGUAUAUCUAUAGACUGAAUAUAAAUGUUUGCAAAAUAAACACAUAAAACCCCGGA
This is a messenger RNA of Xiphophorus couchianus (Monterrey platyfish), 5620 nucleotides long. RefSeq names its product NEDD4 E3 ubiquitin protein ligase a (gene nedd4a). Gene Ontology annotation, molecular function: protein binding; sodium channel inhibitor activity; ubiquitin protein ligase activity. The transcript has 25 exons. The record is from RefSeq and is a predicted model, not a curated record. Gene Ontology annotation, cellular component: cytoplasm. Bases 16 to 3738 code for a protein of 1240 amino acids. Gene Ontology annotation, biological process: receptor internalization; regulation of dendrite morphogenesis; protein ubiquitination. NCBI's taxonomy places the organism in Eukaryota, Metazoa, Chordata, Actinopteri, Cyprinodontiformes, Poeciliidae.